UUUUCCUUCUCUAGAGAUGAAAUCACGCGAAUCUAUGAUGAGUCAGCUGGGAACUUCUAGAGCUCACCCCACUGCAUUGACAUCUAGAUUAACAAAUUCUCUCCCAGAGGCCACCUCAAGAAGCAACUUAGCAUCUAGACAGCUAGCUUCCUCUCCCGGAUUAAACACUUCAAGUUCUAGUCUUCAAAGACCAUCUUCUUCAGGUGGAUCAAGACCUUCAACUCCUACUGGUAGACCGACAUUGAGCUCAUCUAGAUCCACCUCGACCUCAGCAUCUAGAUUCACAUCUGCUGCAGCAACCAAAGCAAUGGCAUCCACUGCAACCUCUAGAUCAAUGUCAACCACGACAGCAUCUAGAUCAUCAAGGUCUGCAACACCUACUUCUCGGGCCACCAUGCCUUCUGCAAAACCCACUGUUCCUCCAAGAUCUUCAACACCUACUGCAAGAUCCAGUGCACGGUCCUCAACACCAACAAGCAGGGCCUCAGUUACUGAAUCAAAGUCCACAUCAAGGGCAGCAACUCCAACUCGUCGAGCAACUUCAGUGUCAAGUACAACAAAUACAACUGUUCCUCCAGUUAAAUCUGUGUAUUCCCCUUCGGGUACCAGGUCAGCUACAACGGCAUAACGAAACCCUGCAGCCUCACGUGCUAGUUCUCCAACUGUAAAACCCAGACCAUGGAAGCCUUCAGAUAUACCAGGGUUCUCCCUUGAUGCUCCACCCAAUUUAAGGACAUCACUACCUGACAGGCCAAUUUCAGCUACAAGGGGCAGACCUGGAGCAGCUAGUGUCAGGUCUUCAUCUGUUGAGC
This is a messenger RNA of Solanum stenotomum, 812 nucleotides long. Its product is annotated as cell wall protein DAN4-like. The record is from RefSeq and is a predicted model, not a curated record. Bases 17 to 628 code for a protein of 203 amino acids. Lineage: Eukaryota; Viridiplantae; Streptophyta; Magnoliopsida; Solanales; Solanaceae. The transcript is spliced from 3 exons.